CUGUCAUGGCGCCUGUCCGGGUGAAAUCCUUUGGUAGUUUACCUGCCCUGUGUGUUUUCUUCCUCGUGAUGCUACGUUUGCCGUCUGGAGGAGGACAGAAAAAGAAAGAGUAAAAGACAAAAUGAGCUCAAAGUUCAGACUUAGAAAAACACUAAUCUGAGCAAAGCGACCAGGAGUACCCAGUCCGCCAUUGCUGAGGUGUGUGAGCACACAGCCGCCAGCAGAACCUUCUGUCAGAAAAGGUUGACCAGAUGAUGGAGUGGUCCUCUCGCCGCUCUGUUGUUCGAAUGAACGGUGACAAGUUUCGUCGUUUUGUCAAAGCCCCACCCAGGAACUACUCUGUCAUCGUCAUGUUUACAGCAUUGCAACCUCAGCGGCAGUGUUCUGUCUGUCGACAAGCAAACGAGGAGUACCAAGUCCUGGCAAACUCAUGGCGCUACUCAUCUGCUUUCUCAAACAAGCUGUUCUUCACUGUUGUGGACUAUGACGAAGGAGCAGAUGUUUUCCAGCAGCUAAACAUGAACAGCGCACCAACCUUCAUGCAUUUUCCAGCAAAGGGAAAGCCAAAAAGAGCAGACACAUUUGACCUACAGAGGAUUGGCUUUGCUUCAGAGCAACUAGCCAAAUGGAUUGCAGACCGCACAGAUGUCCAGAUUCGCGUCUUCCGUCCUCCUAAUUAUUCUGGGACCAUUGCUUUGGCUCUGUUAGUGUCUCUUGUCGGAGGUCUGCUUUACCUGAGAAGAAACAACUUAGAGUUUAUAUACAAUAAGACUGGAUGGGCCAUGGCAGCACUGUGUGUUGUUUUUGCAAUGACUUCUGGUCAGAUGUGGAAUCAUAUCAGAGGCCCUCCCUAUGCUCACAAAAACCCCCAGAAUGGACAAGUUAGUUACAUCCAUGGCAGCAGUCAGGCUCAGUUUGUGGCGGAGUCUCACAUCAUCCUUCUCUUGAAUGCUGCUAUCACCAUGGGUAUGGUGCUGCUGAAUGAAGCUGCUACCUCGAAAGGAGAUGUCGGCAAAAGAAGAAUUAUCUGCUUGGUUGGCCUCGGACUGGUCGUGUUUUUCUUCAGCUUCCUGCUUUCCAUUUUCAGGUCGAAGUAUCACGGAUACCCUUACAGUUUCCUUAUUAAGUGAAACAAGGAACAAUAGAUCAGAGAAUGGCUGAGAUGGUCAGUGAGAGAAGAUUUGAAGAAGCAGAAGUGACCUUGUCUUUGAAUCUCAAGUUCAUAAUGUGAUUUUAUGUUAUUUAAAGGUCCCAUGCUACAAAUAUACAUUCCACCCUCACACCUUUUCAUUCCUAACAUAGUUUAAAAUGACCUGGUUUGAGUUUGACAUCCAUCCAGUUGGCAAUUGAUAGACAAAGUCUGCAAGUCGGGUCGUCGAGAGCUGCUUUCCAGCUUGUUUUUCAUGUCUCCCUCCUUUAACACACCUGAAUCAAAUGAUCAGCUCAUCAGCGAGCUCUGCAGGAGCUUGAGAACGAUCCAAAAUUAUUUGAUCUAAAAUCUCUCCAGCAGUGUCGGUUGGAAUUCAUUGACAAUGUAAUAUAGAUAUGGCACUCAUUAUUCAAGUGCCCACCCACUCAACUCACGUGAGAGGCUACACAGAGCCUUACAAAAACAGUAUAAAAUGUAUAUGCAGUAAUCCCUCGUUUUUCGUGGUUAAUGGGGACCAGAAUCCCCCGCAAAAAGUGAAAAACCGCGAAGCGGAAUUUGUCCCCCCCAACCCCGAAAAAAAAAAAAAAAAGAUCAAUGUAAAUGGUAUUUAUAUGCAUUUACACACUGUAAAGUACUAUAUUUAAAUCUAUUUACAGUAAUUACGGUACCUUUACACCAGGCGCGUCUCAACGCGUUUCAACAAGAUGUGUUUUAUGAGCAGAGCGUCUGUGGAGCGGUUCGAUUGAUUCACGUGAGGAUGGCGCGAGAGUCCGAAAGAAGCGGGUAUUUAAAGAUAACGGUACAACAACCAUUUGCCUUUCAGAACACGCGUGUUGGUCACCUUUCUUUCUGAAAGAAGAAAAAAGAAGUCCUGUGCUAAAGAGAAAAACAAUUGCAAUGACAAAGACAGAUUUCUUUUUUUUUUUUUUUGUAAAAUCAAAUGCCUCAAUGAAUUAUUUUUUUUUCACGAAAGGUUCUAAAAAGAUUUAUUGAUUAAUUUUCUCGAAUUAAAGCGCCACGCAGAAUUUAUUUGCAUAUAAUUUUUAAAAUUGACCGGAUCCAUCCACCGUAUUUUUACUUCCAAUAUUUUACUUCCUACCUAGUUUGAUUGACGCAGGAGGGUUGCGUCUCGCGACAAAUAAUAAACUCUGCCGUUGGUUUCGGGUGCGUUGCAUUUAGCAGAUUCUGGGAGGCGUCUGAAACGCAGCCGCUCUGCAACUGGUGUCCAAUCGCUGCUUGACUUUACUGGCCACGUUUCACUGCGAUGACAACGCUGACGCGCCGCAGACACGCCUGGUGUAUUAGCGGGGUUAUACCUUCACUGCAAGAUGCAUAUAGGCAACUUCGCACACCUCCUGAAUUUCGUGGAAGUCCACUCGCACUCGCGAGCGUGUAGUGAGGACAUAAUGCUUCAUUUGUAGUUACUAAAAAAACUAAAAUCCCCCCGGAGAUGUUGGAGGUCUUUAGCCAGCUUUGGGUGCUCCUCCGAAGUCCUGGAGGUGUUUGGCAGAGAUGAGUGGUUCAUUUGCAGGUAAAAGUAGUUGAAAUUCCCCCGAGAGGUGUUCGUUGUGGUUUGUACCCGCCCAUGGCGAUUGCUCGGCGCUGCAAGGAUAGAAAUAAAUUAUUGCAUUUCAGUUUGCGAGUUCACAUUUUGUGCCUCAUCAAAACAUUGAAACACAAAUCUCAGAAGAGGCGUUAAUUUGGUACAACACACGUCCCACAAUAUACCGAGUGUGAUUGUCACCUAUGCACUGGGAGUAGGAGAUGGAAAUGACGAUUAGUGAAGAAUAGUGUGAGGAAAAAAAUUGUGUAUGGGAUGUGUAACACUAGUCUACAAAAUUGUGUGGGGGGAAAUGUGCUUCAGAGAUAAAAAUCAUAUUUGCAGUGGUGACUUGGAUUGGAAAAUAAAAGAUUUUAGUGCUGCUUGGCUAACGUUGAUGACAAAGAUAUAUUGGUGUAAUUCUAUAAUAUCCGUUUUAAAAGUUGCUACAUUUGACGUGAGAUGGAUAUAGGCUACUGCUCAUCAAAUGAAUGCAUGUUGUCCCCUACCCAAACACCAGGAUUUAUGCAAUACAUUGAAAACGGGCACAUUAUGUCGAAGCUCUUAUGUAAUUAUAUUCUGAAAUGGUAGACAACUUUCUUGGUCGAAAUGUUUACCCAGAAAUAACCAUUUCCAUUUCAAUUAAUACCCAUUUUCAAAUAAACUACUUUUUGGCCUGAUAAUGUCUCAAAAGCUACAGCCAUUUGACACCUUUGACCUCAUUUUGAAUUUUUAGUAAUCCUAAUUUGGUAAAGUCUAGCAUUUUGCUUGUGUAAUUGUAACCUAGAAUUAUCAUGAUGACAGUUGUAGCGCUCUAAAUAACUGCUUCCCAUUUAUCACGUAAGCUGAGAAACCGUAUAAUGUAGCAUUGUCAUCCUCAAAUCAAAGCUGAUCUCCUUAUUCCUACAAAUUCAUCGGGCCAAAAUUGGACCAACUAAAAUAAGAUCAAUAAUAAGCAUUUGAAAUAUUUUUUUUGUACAGAAUGUGGCAUGGUACAUUUAAAUAAAUUGCAGUUAUUAUUGCUAUACUAUGAAAACUUUUACCCAAUUGAUAGUUUGUGUAAUUUUAUUUUUUUCAUAUUUCUUUUACUGUGGUUAUUGUUAUUGUCAUCAUAUGUGCUUGCUGAAUAGACAAAGCUUUUGCUUGGAAUGGAGAAUAAAAUUGUUUGUGACAUCAUCAUGA
Corythoichthys intestinalis (scribbled pipefish) is the source of this 3872-nucleotide messenger RNA. It is a transcript of the gene tusc3, whose product is annotated as tumor suppressor candidate 3. The record is from RefSeq and is a predicted model, not a curated record. The transcript has 11 exons. NCBI's taxonomy places the organism in Eukaryota, Metazoa, Chordata, Actinopteri, Syngnathiformes, Syngnathidae. Gene Ontology annotation, cellular component: oligosaccharyltransferase complex. The coding region runs from base 252 to 1130 and encodes 292 amino acids.